Molecule: messenger RNA, 1338 nt
Organism: Heterobasidion irregulare TC 32-1
Lineage: Eukaryota; Fungi; Basidiomycota; Agaricomycetes; Russulales; Bondarzewiaceae
Exons: 7
Coding region: 1-1338 (445 amino acids)
Molecular function (GO): nucleic acid binding
Source: RefSeq, a predicted model, not a curated record
AUGGCAAAAAAGCUGUGUACCUGGUCCUGCUCCUUCAUUAAUGAUCCAGAAAACCUGCCAUUCAAUCUCUAUGGCUCAUGGAAUGCUUCUAUGCUAGAAUCCAGGGAUCUUGUGAAGGCCAUACAUGAACACCUGAUGGGAAUUGGUGAAUAUGUCAGUGCAGCAGCUGUGGUCCGGUUUGUGAACAGUGUGGAGAUUAAGAACCGGUACUCACUGAAGAGGAAUAUAUCAUUGGCAACAGCUCAGCAAUGGAUGCACACGGUUGGUUAUCGCUGGCAAAGGAGCCCUACAGGCCAGUAUGUUGAUGGACAUGAGCACAGCAAUGUGGUGGUGUGGAAACAAGAUGGUACUAAAGAGGAGAGAGAUGGUCCAUGUCCACAAGAGUGCCGCACUGUCAUCUGGUAUCAUGAUGAGUUGACCUUCUAUGCAAAUGAUCAACAGCAUGUCCACUGGGUUCACACCGGUGAGAAUGCUGUCCCACAAUCAAAAGGAGAGGGCGCCUCACUAAUGGUGGCCAAUUUUGUCUCCGCUGACUAUGGUUGGUUGCAGUCGCUUAAUGGAGCAACAGGGAAGGCGCGUGAUGGAUAUUUCACAAAUAGUGAUAUCUUGGAGCAUGCGACAAAGGCAAUGAACAUUCUCAAGGAUCACUUUCCCUAUGACAAACAUAUUCUGAUUUUUGACAAUGUGACAACUCACCUAAAGCGGCCUGAUAAUGCUCUAUCAGCCCAAAAGAUGCCCAAAUUUCCCUCUAAGUCUAUUGGUCCCUCUAACUUUGGUGUCCUUUGGAAUAAGCUUGAUGCCAAUGGAAAGCUGGUUUAUGGUGUGGAUGGAAAGGUUAUAAAGGAGAAAGUGUGGAUGGCACCCCCAGUCACUGUAUUUUCUGAUGGUGAGCAUCCAGAUCAUGCAGCCGGUGUCUUCAAAGGCAUGGUAAGGAUUUUGGAGGAGCACAGGUAUCAUGAUAUUCAAGAAUUACGAGCGGAAUGCCCUAGGUUCAAGUGUUCAAAUGACACUUCUUGCUGCUGCUAUCCUUGUGGUUUUCGAAUUAUUUUUCUUCCAAAAUUUCACUGCGAGCUCAGUCCAAUUGAGCAGUAUUGGGGGCAUACAAAGUGUAUAUACCGAGAUUUCCCUCCCUCUUCAAAGGAGGCUGACCUUGAACAAAACGUAAAGAAAGCUCUUGCUCCUGUUUCAAUUCAAUCUAUACGAUGUGCAACACAUCGGUUUAUGGAUGCUUAUCAAAAAGGAUUGUCUGGCAAGCAGGCAAGUUGGGCAGCAAAAAUUUACCAUGGCCAUCACACACUUUCAGACACCAUCUUAGACCAGCUAGACAACAUCAAGUAA